Nilaparvata lugens (brown planthopper) is the source of this 324-nucleotide messenger RNA. Its product is annotated as ctenidin-3-like. The transcript has a single exon. Lineage: Eukaryota; Metazoa; Arthropoda; Insecta; Hemiptera; Delphacidae. The coding region runs from base 1 to 324 and encodes 107 amino acids. The record is from RefSeq and is a predicted model, not a curated record.
AUGCCGAGUGACAGGUCCUGCAUGACCAUCCCGAGCCAGAGUCCCCUAUAUAUGAAGGGCUACUGCCAAAUUGAAGCCAUCCUGGCCUCAGCCGGCGGGACGAUUGCCAGCUGCAGCGGGUCUACUGUUGGUGGCGUGAUGGCAGCUGUCAGUGGGGCGAACGGCGGCGGUGGGGUGACCGGCGGCGGCCAGAUGACCGGCGGUGGGGUGACUGGCAGUGGUGGGGCGACCGGUGGCGGCCGGACGACUGGCAGCGGGGUGACUGACGGCGGUGGGGCAACCGGUGGCGGACUGGCGGUGGCCGGACGACCGGCGGCAGGGUGA